Messenger RNA from Sycon ciliatum, 6600 nucleotides. RefSeq names its product WD repeat-containing protein 90-like. Lineage: Eukaryota; Metazoa; Porifera; Calcarea; Leucosolenida; Sycettidae. The transcript is spliced from 42 exons. The coding region runs from base 260 to 6160 and encodes 1966 amino acids. The record is from RefSeq and is a predicted model, not a curated record. Gene Ontology annotation, molecular function: protein binding.
GGCAAGACAUCAAAAAUUAUUUCAGCUACAGACGGGCUGCAUCCUUACCACCGAAGCUAAUUGAUUAUACAUUUUGUCGAACGACCAAGCGAACGGUAGGGCUGGGGAAAGAUGACAAUACAACAGUUUCUUGCGGACUAAGUGAGUUCAGAGUUGGAGAAUGACUUGACCGAAACUCGAAGCUGAAAAAGUAGCGAAACACAAUUCAAAAUUCUUUCUUCUAGUUUGUGAAAUAAUUUUUUCAAACUGACAACCCCCAAUGGCGUCUAGCAGAGUUACUGGACCAAGCAAAACAAACGCUAGCAGCGGAAGCUCGCCCGCAGUCGUCGCCUCGCAUAGCUCUCACCAGCAGUUUGUAAACGUGUUCCGGCAUUGUCAAGUGGAGCAAUGGAAGAGGAGUUCGAAAGUCGGUGAUGUGACACAGCUAAUGGACAAGACCGUGAAGAGCACAGUGCAUCGAAUAGCCGGCGCCGUGCCUGCUGCAAACUACAUCCAGGUGCCGCGCACCUCCUCCCAGAGCCUGGCUCUCACUGGACGCUAUCUCUACGUGCUAUUCCGCCCAUUGCCCAAUCGCUUCUUUGUCAUACAUGUUGAUCUGGUAGUUGCACAGGAGCAGAUUGCUGUGAGAGUGUCACUGGGAAAUGUCUUCCGUGCUUUCAAAGCUACCCACACGUGGCUUCAACUGCCGAUUUCCUGCGCUGGGGCUCAUGUGUCUCCAGAUAAAAUUACAAGUGCAUCUAAUGCAGCACCAGCAAACCCCACACGCUGGACGUUGAUGUGCGUGGACUGCCAGCAGCUGUUGCAGACCUAUUUGAACAGGCAGUUCAGCCAUGUCAAGUCCAUACGCAUCUGUGCCAAUCAGCUGGUGAAGAACUUCUUCAGCAGCGACUUUGACUAUGACCAUCUGGCGCUGAAAUCUCACAGUGUAUCUAGGAAGCUGCGGCAGGCGGGUGAACGCAUGCCACUGCCAAGAGAGAUGUCCUUCUUCUUGAAGAGUGGUGAUACGUGGAACAAGCACUACGACUACGUGAGAAUACCGGACUUGAUCCAAGAUACACCUGCAGUGCAGCCACAACCCGGCAAGCUGAAAUCAAUACUGCCCGAGGAAGUGCUCGACAUUAUGGACGCCAGAGGCACAAGGCCAGUGGGAGUUUCAACUACCGCCGAUGUAAGAGUGUUUGCAGAGGAUGGAGCCAAGCCUCAUGUAACAGUUCAUAGACACGAGUCAAAGCAAGCCAAGGAGACAACAGGUCAUGAUGAAGUUCCUGCCCGAAAACAGCCAACGGCCCUGAAGUGUUUGGAACCAGAUCCCAUUCUUCACUUGAAGAAAGUUGUUGGCUUUGGCGGAGGAACAAAUCAAGAGGUGUGUUGGAGUAAAGAUGGUGUACAUGUAUACUACCCGUGUCAUGCGGUAGUUGUCGUCUUGGAUAUCAGCACGCAACAGCAGUAUCAUCUCGUUGGACAUUCGGACAAGAUAUCGUGCAUGGCCAUCAAUUACGCUACAACCAUAUUGGCUACCGGCCAACAGGGUCCAAUGCCUGCUGUACGAUUGUGGGACCUAGCCAGCCAGCAGUGCAAAGCUGUGUUCAAGGCCCACCACUGCGGCUUACACUCGCUUAGCAUGUCCUACAACGGUGGCAUGCUGUGUGGUGUCGGGAGAGAUGCACAUCAUAAACAGAUGGUAGUGGUGUGGAACACGGAACAAGCCAGUGUGGAUGGACGGACCGAAGUGAUUGCUCAGACAAGCACGGACUUUGACAUACGGCGCAUGAAGAUCGCCGCGUUUGACGACACCAGAAUGGUAUCUUGUGGCCGUGAAAACAUUCGGUUCUGGCGAGUACGUAACGGAGAGCUUCGCUCGGCACCUGUAAACCUCGGUUCACACCACGGCGUCGUGGUGAAUGAUGUUGAGUUUGAAGGCGUAACGGGACGAUGCCUUGAUGAUCCCUGCCAGCAGAAAAUAUUUGCCUGCACCAGUACCGGAUUAGUCCUGCAGAUCAACUAUCGUCAGUUGAAAGUCGAACGCGUUUUCCAAGUGUCGUCACCUGCGACAGGACCAGCGGCGGCGGGUCCCAACUCUGGAAUUCUCUCCAUCUGUGUCAAUCAAGCCUUUGCCGCCACAGGCUCGGCUGAUGGAUUUCUUCGGCUAUGGCCGCUGGACUUCUCUCAUGUCUUCUUGGAGGCAGAACAUGAAGCAUCUGUGUCGGCCUUGUCAAUCUCUGCCGAUGGCCUGAAAGUGGUGUGUGGAACAACAGGAUGUCAGCUGGGUAUUAUCAAUGUGGAGAGCAGAACCUACAAGACUCUGACGAGAGCCAACACCGACUCGAUACAGAGCGCUGCGUUGAGUCUGGAUGGAAAGUGGCUUGCCACUGGAUCACGGGAUGGCGUUGUGUGUGUCUGGGACGCCAGAUCACUGCAGCAGCUUUACACGUUCCUAGCACCUAUGGAUAUGCCCUUGAAGGUGGCAUUCCACCCGAGACACCAGUGCAUUGCUGUUGGUUAUCGAUCUGGCUUUCUGAGACUCUACCACACCAAGGCUACGUCGGUAGUGGCCGAGCACAGAUGUAACUCUUCUCCAGUCACCGGGGUGGUGUUUGUGCCGAGUGGUCGUCGCUUGAUAGUGUCACACCAAGAUGGAACUCUAGCAUUGCUGGACUGUGAACUUCAAACGCUGAAAGUACUAAGAGUACUUGGAAAUACCACUGCUAAGCUGCCAGCCGAAACCACCACCAGCAGCAACAGCAGCCCCGUCGGUGGCGAUGUUGCCUGGGAAGCUCUAUCGCUCAGUGGAGAUGGAAGACACGUUGCUUUUGUGGGACCUUCGGUGCACAUAGUGACAACGGUGGACGCUCUAACUCUAGAUGAGGUGAUGCAUGUUGACAUCAGCAGUAUAACGGCUGGAUCUCGUCCUGCUGAUGCACUGGAUUCAGCUGUCUAUGUGAUGUACGCUGCACAUUGCACUGGUCAUCUGCUGGUCUAUACAACCAGGAAGAGAUUGCUACGGCUGUCAGCCAGUACUGGACAACUCCUCAGCGAGAUGUCCAGUCUGCACCAGGGUAGCUGCUCUGCACUAGCGGUGUUCCACAAUGCACAGCUGUUGGUGACGGCAGGUGAUAGGCAGCUGCGUGUUUGGGACUACAACAUGAGACUGGAUGUCAACUACCAGUCGUUUCUAGGUCAUUCAGAAGACACUACCAAACUGCUGAUUGCUGCAGACAACAAGACGUUGUAUACCUGUGGUGAUUCGGUGUUUCUCUGGGAAUCUCAGGCUCGCCAGCCUGCUUUGUGUGCAAGUGAUGGUCUGCAGCAUGGACGAGCAAUGUUUACUGGUCCUGAGCACCCCAGAAAACCACUAUCACCUCAGCCACUGCCUGCGAGCGUUGAAACUCUUGCUGAUCAGCUUGAGACGUCCACGAUAGGUGAGGAGGACACUGCUACGGACGGCUCCCAGCCAGUACCUAUUGUUCACUGCAAACUGAAUGAAGAACCUCCAGCCACGAAUGCAAGGGGACAGCAUGCUGAUGAAAUACACGGCGCCAGCUGCUCUGAGUCGGAUUCACGUGACAGUGGUGAUGGUGUUAGUUCCAGUGACGAGGCGAGCAGUGAGUGUGACAGUGACUUUCCAGUUCCUGUACAGAUGAUGGAACGCAAGAAAAAAUCUGACCAACGGCUGCGCCCACCAUCUGUUGUGAAACACUUUGUACACAAGCCUGCAGCUCAUGUGUCUCCCACUGAGAAGCCAUUCUUGCCGGCUGGUUCACAUGAAGCACUCUCACUGCAGCAUGUGAUUGGCUUCAACAGUAGUGGCCGAGGUAACUUGCUAUGGAACCCAACUGCAGGUCAGAUAGCAUAUUCUGUCGACUCUGUUGUGAUAUUGGAGGACCUGUCCGAUGGCAGUCAGCAAUUCCUAAGAGGCCACUUGACCGAAGUGUCCACUAUGUGCUUACGACACGAUGGCAAGGUUUUGGUAUCGGCCAGCGGAGCAAGUGGCUUGGAGAACAGCCGACUGUGUCUGUGGAACACAGCAACAUUUCAGUGUACUAAGAUCUUGGCGUUACACGAGCGGAACAUCCAAGCUGUUCGCUAUUCCCCCGAUGACUCUAUGCUAGUUAGUUUAGGUUGCUACGAAGAGCCGUUGGUAGUAAUCUGGGAGACACAGAAGUACACUCCGCUGACCACAGCAAACCUUGGCAUAUCCAUGCAUGACAUUGUUUGGGAUCCGUUUCGUCCUGGAGAGCUGGUGUCAGUGGGCGAUCAGGGGCAGGUACAUUUCUGGAUGAUUGAUGGCAGCGGCGGUGGUGGUGACGAUGGUGGUGAUGAUGAUGAUGAGACGGACAGUAGCAAUGUCUCCACAGCUCUGAAGGUGCACUCUACUUUAGUACCCGCUGUUGGCCAGCCUGCCACCGCAGUGGAUGGCCAGCAAACAAGUCAAAUGACUUGUGCCGUCUACGCCACUACGCAGGUCCUGCUAGUGGGCAGCAGUACAGGCGUGCUUUCUGCUUGGGACACCGACAAGAACACGUGCUUUGCUCAAUGGCAAGCUGAUCAUUCCGAGCUGACUUAUCUCUUCUCCAAUGGCAGGCAUCUCAUUUCAUCGAGUGUGACUGGCCUGUUGAAGAAGUGGUCAAUUGAAGGCUUAGCAGAGUUGCUGGAAUCUUCAGCUGAUGGCAGUGCCCCUAGCUCAUGUCAAAUCAGUGUGGAUGAUGAACUAGCAGUCGACGGAGCUGUUGUUAGUGCUGUUUUCAAUGCUGACCUCUCACUGGGGUUGGUAGCAACAUCGUCUUCUACAGUAUGGUGUGUCAAUUGGACUGGAAUGUCAACUCUGAGACUGCUCAGUGGCCACUCAGAUCAGGUGACCAGUGUCGGCACUUGGCCCUCUUCUCAUUCCUGCUUUGCCACCUCGGCUAGUGAUGGCUGCCUGCGCGUGUGGAUGACAAAGGAAAGAGAGCUUCUCCUAAAACUGUACGGCGAUGAAGAAAAGGCCUGCACGUCACUGGCAUUCGGGCCAGAUCAUGCCAUGCCACAGAAACAGCAGCAUUCCAACAUAGCAAUUCUACCUACGACUACUAGCUCUACCGCCGAAGAACAGUCCAGAGACCGAUCAUCAGAACACAAGGGUCGCAGUGGCAAAAACAGUAACGGUGCUGAACAAGCCUCGAAUCUGCAACGUGAUCCGCUUGUUUCGACUCGUGAAGGCAGUGGCAACAACGAUUGUGAUCCAUCUUCAAUUGACUCUAUGCCACCGUGUGUAUGUGGAUAUGAGGAUGGCAGCCUGCGUCUGUUUGACUUGCAGCAACAGCACUUGCAGUUGAAAACAUCACCACACACGUCAUCAGUUUCCUGUGCCCGUAUGGCGGCUGAUGGUAGUGUGAUCAUCUCUGGAGAUGUGUCUGGUCAGCUGCUGAUCAGUAACUCGGUGACGGGAAUGACUGUCAGACGUUUGACACAGCAUGGCUCAGCACCGAUCAGUGAUGUUGAUGUGGCACCUGCCAACCUUGCUAUCACUGCAAUACCGCAUCGAACUGGCAAUGUUCCCUCAACCGCUGCUGCAGCUGCAGCUUCAGCACCACUGGCUGGACUGUGGCUUGCAGCCAGUGUCAAUGGCCGCAUCAGUGUAUGGUCAUGUGACUGGAAGAGAGACCGCUGUGAUCUCAUAGACUGGUUAACAUUCCCAACACCCACUGAGAAUCGCCUGUCUGGACGUUGGCCACAUCGAAUGUAUGACACGAGUGAAUACUGUAGCUUUCCACCGACACUGGCCCGAUUCAGCCCGACUGACGGAGGCCUCAUCAUUUACACCGGCUUCUCUCUGCAUAACACCCUCAACAUCUAUAGUUUGAACACCAAGCAGGUUGUCAAGGAAAUCUCACUCUCUACUUGGUCGUCUUGCAUGGCCGUCUCUAGCGAAACCGGAUGCUGUUUUCUCGGUUCCAGGGAGGGAGUGAUUCGAUGUGUUUCCCUCGCUACGGGUGCCUUUCAAGACACAGUCACUGGCUGCAGCGGUAUCACCUCUCUAAGCUUUGUGACACCAACGGACAGACAUCACAAUAUCGCUGUAGAGUCGAGCAUUCUACCGUCUGCCUCCGUUCCCCACCAUCGGCUGAUCAGUGCCUCGAGCUCAGGACUCUUCUUGUGGAGUGUAGCUUUACAGUCAGUCUGAGAUAAAACUGAUCUUGAGACUUUGAGAAGGGCCAGCCUGGUGCUGUGUUCAUAUUGCCAUCAAAAUUGCUAUCUCACUGCACGCCAGCAUUUUCAAUUUUAUCCUUUAGGCAGACAGAUUGAAUCAGCAUUAUAGUAUUAUUGUAUCAAAUUCAAUUAUUGGACAUGCAAGUACAAGUAGUAUUCAUUGUUUCUCUAUAUCUUUUAAAAUCCCAAUCUAUUUUCCAGGCUUGUGCACCGGUACUUGUCAGGAAUAACAACAGUGUAGUUACGUAGUAAUACAAAGUAUGUUUUCAAGCCUAAAAUACAGUAUUCAUACUACUGGCUAAUCUGUAUGUUUUUCUGGACUUGUGAACUAAUAGAGACACGCAAGCAGAUAGAGUGACAGCUGCUCUCUUCAUCACUUGCUGAAUGUAUUGCAUGUAAGGCAAACAAAAAUAA